GUUGUUUCGCCUCACGUUUCUGAUUGGUGCACUGGAAAACGGCGGUUGUAUAAAGCCGUUGGUCGUUGGUGUUGGUGGCCGUCUCUUCCGUAGUUUGAAAAUUGUGCGGAUCUUUAAAGCAGUCGGGCGGUUCGAGUUUGACUGUGCCAAGUUCAGUGGAUGUUAGCGUGAGGUGUUCUUUUUUAUUUUACGAUGUCUUUUCCACGGGCCAAGCGUUUCACGGAACCGAAAGUGUGCGGCCCGGGUGUGGGAGACUACACACCCAAGGAGAAGCACAAUGCGCUGUGUGCGAAAUUUCUCGCAGCAGAACGCUUCAGACAUGACUCGGGAUCUGCUGGAACUGCAUCAGCAUGUGGAACCCCAUUCAAGGCUCCCGCAACACCCAUGCAUCUGCCCAAGGAGAAGCUGCGCCGCAAGAUGGCGGAGCUGCUACAGCAACUCGAGGACCGAGACCGGCUCAUCUCCCAGCUGCGGGUCUCCAAGAACAAGCUGUCCGCGCACGUCGGCCAGCUCGAGGGGCUCCUGCGCAACAUGAAGAAGAAGAUGGGGAGGAGCGUGAAGAACACCACAAACGCGGCCCUCUCAAGACAGCCCGGACCGGACGACGGCGCUGACGAGAGCUUUGCAGAGGCCGACGUGCUUUCGAGAGAUGCUGUGGAGUGCACCACGGAGCUCAGGCUGACCAAGGACACGCAGGAGCUGAGGGAAGAGCUCAGGGUCUUUGUGGAGUCGCUGGAAGACGAGACCGGCUACGCAGAUGUGGCAGACCGGGACCAGGAUGACCAAGAGGAGAUGGUGUCUGCUGAGAGGAUCUAUCAGGAGCAGGUGCACGAUGAACUGCUGCAGCAAGUGAGCAACUUCAUGACUGAAAUUUCGCUUCUUCGACAAGAGAAGAAAGAGAUCCAGAAGCAACAAGAACAGCUUCAGAAUCAGAUGACUGCAUGGCGAAUUGAGCAGACUGCAGCAGCCCAACAACAAACAGAGCUUGCUCAAAAACUCCAACAAGACGUCGAUAAUGCCAACGCCUCGAUUUUGUGCCUCGAGGAAACUCUUCGCUUGAAAACUGAUGCAAUUGCCGAGGUUAGCAAGACGCUGGAGCACGAAAGGACCAAGCAGGCUCAAGCUACAGCAGUCAACCUUCAGCUGGGCGAAGAUCUCGAAAAGCUGAUGUCACUGAAGGUUUCCCUGGAAUCGGAACUAGCCACGGUAAAGGCACAAUGCGAGGAAAUUGUUGUGGAUCGUGAAGCCGCCGAAGACGUCUUCCUGCAGGCAAAGGACACAAUCGCUGAACUGAAGGAGCAACUUUCGUCCGCUUCAGAUAAAGAAGAUGGCUUGGUAGCGGAAUUGAUCGCCCUCAAGGCUUACCUCACAGUGGUGGAGACAGAAAAGCAAGAAAUCAAGGAAGAUCUCGCUUCAGUUCUCAAGGACGCCGACACUAUGUCUUCAGAGACCAGCAAGUUGGCGAUUGAACUUUGCAUGCUCCGCAGCGACAAGUCUUCGUUAGAAGGCCAGGUGACCAAACUUGUUGCUGAGAAGGAGGAGUUGCAGAAGGAAGUGUCGAUUCAAAGGGAUCGAGCCGACAUCGCCUCGACAGAAGGAGAGAGGCUCAAUACAAAUUUGAGGAUUCUAAAGGAAGAACAGCGGCUGCUCGAGGAGAACUUCCAAGCCCGAGAGAAGGUGAUGCAAGAGCAGGUGGUGUUCCUCCAAGCAGAAGUGGAGCGGCUGAAGGGUGCAUCCCGGGGCCUGCAGCAGGAGCUCGGCAAGGCGCUGAGCGACCUCUCUGCUUCCUACAACAGGGAACGAGAGACCGGGGAGCGACUUCAUAACGUGGCUCUGGAGCUUGAAGAGGAACGCACUUGCAGUGCAACUCUGCACACUCAAAUCGCCAUGGGGGUCCGAGCUCUGACUGAGCUGCAGUCGUCACAAGAGCAGCUGCUGGGUCAGGUGCAAGAAACCGAGCACAGGGAGGCGAGGACUGCAGGGAAGCUGGAGUGCGCACUGGCAGAGCUGCGUGCCGCAGCUGCCGAACGCACAGACUUGGCCAAGGCGUGCGACGACUUGCGCAAAGCGUCCAAUUUGAAGGCGGAACAAAUCGCCACCUUGGAAAGGAAGGCCAAGAAGUAUGUGGUUGUUAGCCGGGAGCUGGAACAAGAGAAUCGCCAGCUUUGCAAGGACCUCCAGGACUACUCCAAAAAGGAUCGCACGGAGGUGAGCAUACUCCAGAGACGACUCGAGGACUCUUGUGCAGAAGCCCAAAGGUGGAAGAACGACUAUGAAUUGCUGCAGGCCAGGGUCGCACCCUUCCAGUUGCAGCUGGAGCUUUAUGACGUUGAGAGGCGCCACCUGGCAGAGAGGAACCAGGCUACCGAAUCGGAGCUGUCCAAGUUGCACCACAAGUUCUCCGAGCUGAUGGGUCACCAGAACCACAAGCAGAAGAUCCACUACCUCACCAAAGUCACCGAAGAACGGCAGCAUUACCAGGCGGAGGUCCUCAGACUGCAGGAGCAAAACCUCAAGCAGAUGAAGCUGAUCCAAAAGCUGGAGCUUGAGGUCAAACGUUGCUCUCUCAAGCCCCCUCUUGCUUCUCAUAAGGAAAACCUGUUUCCUAAAGAUCCCUCUGCGUGAACUGCACACUGAUCCGAUUUCGCAUGCACCUGUCGCUGCUCCUAUCAUAUGCGUGCAGCCUUCAAACCAAUUGGACUGGUAUUUAUUAUACCAGGAUUUUUACUGUAAUUUUAUAUUUAGAUCAUAUACGUGAAUUUUUAUAUGUGCAGAAUAAAAAGUAUAAGAAAA
This is a messenger RNA of Ixodes scapularis (black-legged tick), 2793 nucleotides long. Its product is annotated as hyaluronan-mediated motility receptor-like. The coding region runs from base 193 to 2625 and encodes 810 amino acids. Gene Ontology annotation, molecular function: hyaluronic acid binding. Lineage: Eukaryota; Metazoa; Arthropoda; Arachnida; Ixodida; Ixodidae. The record is from RefSeq and is a predicted model, not a curated record. The transcript has 9 exons.